Molecule: messenger RNA, 1901 nt
Organism: Annulohypoxylon maeteangense
Lineage: Eukaryota; Fungi; Ascomycota; Sordariomycetes; Xylariales; Hypoxylaceae
Product: putative pantothenate transporter
Exons: 5
Coding region: 262-1773 (503 amino acids)
Biological process (GO): transmembrane transport
Cellular component (GO): membrane
Molecular function (GO): transmembrane transporter activity
Source: RefSeq, a predicted model, not a curated record
CCUACACUCUAUUAUAUAUGUGUGAUCCUGUCUCGUCACCUAAAUCUUAUGAACUGGUAUAUUGGAUAGCUACGCACUAUGCCUAAGUAUAACCCUUCAUAGGUUAUACCUCAACUCGUCUAGGUCGCAUUCGUAUCUGUUACAUAGGUGCUAUAUCACCAGAGGGGAAAGGGUAACAAAGCUUUGCAGCUUGGAAAGAUAGAACAGAUAUCGUUUCGUAUUAUUCUACAUCUUACUAUUCAUCUAAGCGUAUAUCUAAAAAUGGUAGCAGACAAGGACGACCAGAAGACAACAACACAAUCAUCAAUACGAGGGGACAUUCGCCAACAUGAAAACGACCAUGACGGCACCUCUGGUAUUGGACGCGCUUGGAUUAGAUUCAUGACCUCCGUCGGAUGGUAUCCAGCGGAUAUGCCGAGUGAGGAGAAGCGGCUGAUCCUGAAACUUGACCUGAGUAUUCUGAUUUUUGGCUGCCUGUCUUUCUUUACCAAAUAUCUUGACCAGCAGUCGAUUACCAACGCAUAUGUCAGUGGUAUGAAAGAAGAACUCGGGUUGUAUGGGGACCAGUUGAACUACAUCACUGCAACAUUUUGGGCAUCCUACUGUGUCUUCAUGGUCCCGGCUUGCUACCUCUUAACGCAUUAUCCUGCUAACCGAGUUCUCCCGACUCUAGAGAUCGGAUGGGGGCUUUCCACCUUUGGCCUAGCUUGGGCUAGGAACGUCGAGACAGUAUAUGCGAUGCGGUUCUUCACUGGUGUCUUCGAAUGCUGUUCGUUCACAGGAACGAUUUACGUCAUCGGAUCCUGGUAUAAGCCGGGAGAAAUUGGCCGUCGCGUUGCUUUCUUCUUCAUUGCGAGUCCCCUUGGAACUAUGUUUGCUGGGUAUCUCCAGGCCGCAGCUUAUACGAAUUUGAACCAGGUGCGUGGGUUAGCAGGAUGGAGAUGGCUCUUCGUUGUUGAUGCCAUCAUCACUCUUGUUAUAGCAGCAAUCGGCUUUGUCGUCUUUCCCGAUGUGCCGUCAAGGAAGAAACCGCGAUUUAUCACAGAAGAGGAGCACGCCCUUGCGCGUAAACGACUCCAUAGAAUUGUGGCGCCGCCGCAAUUACAGCUAUCCCGGGAUAUAUUCAAACGGGUGUUUUCUCGUUGGCAUUGGUACCUCUUCGUCCUUCAAUGGACCUUGAUGGACCAGAACUUUCUACCUGGCAGUACACCAUUCUCAUUGUAUCUGAAAGCGAAGAGUAAUAUGUAUUCAGUCGUCCAGGUUAACACGAUACCUACUAUUGCUACGGCAGUGAGUAUUGUGGUCGCCUUGUUCUGUGGUGUCAUCGCAGACAGAACAGGUCGAUUUUGGGUUCCCGCUAUUGCUGUGACUUUCCCCGUCCUCGUGGGCAUGAUACUACUUGUAACUUGGGAUGUUGGCGAGAGCGGACGUCUAGCUGGGUUUAUUCUGACAGGGUUUGAAGCUGCCUGCUCACCUUUGACAAUGGGCUGGGCGUCGGUGGUGAUGGCAGGAGAUGCGGAGGAGCGAGCAGUAGUGACUGCGAGUAUGAAUGCCAUCGGCCAAGCAAUCACAGCAGGCACACAGAUUGUCCAAUAUCCGGCCAGCCAUGCUCCUAAUUUUCGGGGUGGAUUUAUUAGUGUUCUGGUAACGACAGUUGGCCAAUUAGGCACGAUCCUGAUUAUCCUAUUCUUAGAUCGUAGGGACCAACGACGGCAACAAAAACAACGUCAAAAUCAAGUUGAGGACCCCUCUGGAUUGGACAAGGCAGUCUAGAGACUUAUGUUCAAUGUCUAGGUACCAAGCUACCAACAUUGAAGGGUUUUGACAGAACUAAUUAUGUUUGUACACAUGUAUGUAGGUACCUAGUAGGCAUUAGCCACAUAAUACAAGCCACUUUGAGG